This is a messenger RNA of Papilio polytes (common Mormon), 1132 nucleotides long. RefSeq lists its product as uncharacterized. Gene Ontology annotation, biological process: DNA replication, removal of RNA primer. Lineage: Eukaryota; Metazoa; Arthropoda; Insecta; Lepidoptera; Papilionidae. The record is from RefSeq and is a predicted model, not a curated record. The transcript has a single exon. The annotation marks the transcript as partial. Gene Ontology annotation, molecular function: nucleic acid binding; RNA-DNA hybrid ribonuclease activity.
AUGAAAAUUUUGGGGUUGACAGUUGACGAUAAGCUUACAUUUACUGAGCACAUUAAAUUAACAUCCAAAAAAGUGCAAAGCCUCUACCGUCAACUGUCAACCGCCGCAAAAUUGUCGUGGGGUCUGAACCCCGAGAUCGUCAGAACCAUAUACGUCUCGGUAGUGGAGCCAAUCAUCCUCUACGCGGCCAAUGUGUGGGCGCCGGCGACACGGAAGAAGACCACUCAGAAGUUGUUAAACCGGGUGCAGCGCGGGUUUGCACAAAAAAUCGUGAGGGCCUACCGGACGGUCUCUCUAAACGCUGCCCUGACACUCGCUGGGUUGCUUCCUCUGGACCUCCGGGUCCAGGAGGUGGCCCAUCUUUAUGAAAUAAAGAAGGGUCACUCCCAGCGAGUGUUGGGGGAUCGAGAUUUGGAGAGGCCGACCGAAUAUACGAAGACCCAGCAUCCCGCCCACCUGGAAGGGCUGCAGUUCGACUGCCUGACGGACGGUGAUGAAGUUGCCCAGCGAGCUGCCGUCGAUGUAAGAAUUUACACCGACGGCAGCAAAAUUGACGGCAGGGUCGGCGCGGCACUAUCCAUAUGGGAUAGUGUUGCGGAGACUAGCUGCCGGAAAUUAAAGCUGGGCAACUUCUGCACUGUAUAUCAGGCGGAACUGUAUGCCCUAUAUGAGGCCGUGAAAUUUGUGGCUAGGAGCCCCUCUAAGAGGUUUGGUAUUUACUCCGACUCGAGGUCCGCCCUCGAAUCGUUAAAGAGCGUCGACUGCCUCCAUCCCCUCGUAGGGGAAAUUAGGGAAAGAAUUGGGGAAUGCAGGAAAAGGGGGAAGGAAAUUAAAUUAUUUUGGAUAAAGGCGCACGUGGGGGUGGAGGGAAACGAAAGGGCGGACAUAUUAGCAAAAUCUGCCGCAGUCGGGGUAAAGACCGAACCUCACUACGACAAAUGCCCUGUUUCAUUCGUCAAGCGACAACUCCGUCUGGACUCGCUUGACGAAUGGAACAGGCGCUACAAAGAGGGAAUCACGGCCUCGACAACGAGGGUCUUCUUCCCUGACGCCAUUAGCGCCUACCCUACACUUCGCAAGUUGGAGUUGGACCCUGUGCUGGUUCAAGUUUUAACUGGUCACGGGGGGUUCG